UUUUUGUAUUUGCAAUUUAAAUGAAUACAUAUAUUUAAAUUCUUGAAUUUAAAUCAGUUUUUUAACUUCUCAGUGCAGUUUUAGUGUUCGUAUUAUGUCGUAUACUAAACAAUAUUUGGAAGAAAAAUUAAAAACCCAACUACAGGCUGAGCAUGUUGAAGUUGUAGAUCUCUCAGAUGGUUGUGGCGAUAAAUUUUCUGCUGUGAUAGUUUCUUCAGUUUUUGAAGGAAAACCACUUCUGGCUAGACAUAAAUUGGUGAAUUCAACUCUAGCUGAAGAGUUGAAAACAAUUCAUGCGUUUUCCCAAAAACCACUUACGCCAGAGCAGUGGAAAGCACAGCAAUGAUUUACACCUAAUUUAUAGAUUACUUUUAAUAAAAUUCAUUUAUUUUUUUAGUUUAUUAUUAUCAUGAAGUAAUUUUUCUACACUUCAUUCACUUUUUCAUUUAUUUAAGUUAUACAGCAGUUAGUAUCUAUUUAAAUUCAAGACUUUAAAAAAUUUCUU
This is a messenger RNA of Ctenocephalides felis (cat flea), 505 nucleotides long. Its product is annotated as bolA-like protein 2. Gene Ontology annotation, cellular component: cytosol; nucleus. NCBI's taxonomy places the organism in Eukaryota, Metazoa, Arthropoda, Insecta, Siphonaptera, Pulicidae. The transcript is spliced from 3 exons. Bases 95 to 346 code for a protein of 83 amino acids. Gene Ontology annotation, biological process: intracellular iron ion homeostasis. The record is from RefSeq and is a predicted model, not a curated record. Gene Ontology annotation, molecular function: 2 iron, 2 sulfur cluster binding.